AUGCCUCGAUCGCCUAAUGUGCCUACUGGUGUCUUUGCUGAAGAACAGAAAAGAACCAGCACAGAUGAGGUGCUGUAUGCAUUGAUUCCAGUGUCAUGGCUGUUGCGAAGGGAGGUCCAGCAUAAUCUGUCAGCACUUACCAUGCUGAGCCUCCAUCCCUUGAUUGUCUCUACGUGGGACAAUUUGGCAGCUUGGUUGCAAUCAGGGGAGGGUAAUUGGCACCGUACUGCCUUUGAGGCUAAACACGGGGGAUCAUUAUGGUUCAAGGCGAGCCUUGAUCCUAAGAUCAACAGGCUGUUCAAUGAGGCCAUGUCCAGUAUGUGCAAGCUGUUCAUGGGUUGCAAGGUUGAAAGGUAUAUUGUAGUGCAAAGUGCAUACAACGUUCGAAGGAUUAAAGUCAAUCCUUCAGGUGUGCAGGAAGUAAUGCAUGAUUGGGAUAAUGGCGCGUGCGUGAAGAUACUGAUGCGGUGCAAGGAGGCUGUUCCAAAACUAGGAGGGAAGGUGAUCGUUGUGGAGAUAGUGAGGAAGAAAUGGCCUCAACAAGUGUUCAACGAACUGCAACUGGUCCUCGAUCUUCAUAUGAUGGUAAUGAACAAUGGAAAGGAAUGCAAUGAAGAGGAGUGGAAGAAGUUGUUUAUUGAUGCUGGUUUCUCCAGCUAUGAAAUACUUACGAGCGUUGGCAUCCUCUCUCUCAUAGAGGUCUUCCCUUAG
Messenger RNA from Nymphaea colorata (pocket water lily), 711 nucleotides. RefSeq names its product (RS)-norcoclaurine 6-O-methyltransferase-like. The coding region runs from base 1 to 711 and encodes 236 amino acids. The transcript has 3 exons. Gene Ontology annotation, biological process: methylation. NCBI's taxonomy places the organism in Eukaryota, Viridiplantae, Streptophyta, Magnoliopsida, Nymphaeales, Nymphaeaceae. Gene Ontology annotation, molecular function: O-methyltransferase activity; S-adenosylmethionine-dependent methyltransferase activity. The record is from RefSeq and is a predicted model, not a curated record.